AUGGCGAACGACUCCCCCACACCCAGCCUGGUGGAAUUCAAGGGAACUCAAUAUCAGGUGGUCAAGGAAGGACUGGCGCAGAUCCUCAACCCCCCAAGCCAAGAAGCUGCUUCUCAAGGCCCGAGGAGAGACCUCCAAGACGAAGACCCCGGCCAAUCUGUCUUCUACAACCCAAUCCAACAAUUCAAUCGCGACCUGAGCGUCCUCGCCAUUCGCGCAUAUGGCGAACACCUGAUAGACUCGAAGAGACAAAAAGCAGAUCGCAAGUUAAAGAAACAGGCUGGCAACGGAGAAAAGAAGCGGAAGCGCGAAGAUGAUCAAACCGAGAACCCUAGGCCCGCCCCCAACGCAGAAGGCAGACCACAAGAAACAGACCCGGCAACUCUCCCUGAGCAGCCUGCUCCCACUGAAAAGCCGAUUGGCCUGACUUCAGAAACUGCAUCACACUUCUCGAUCCUCGAUGCCCUCUCCGCCACUGGACUGCGUGCCCUGCGCUAUGCUUCGGAAAUCCCCUUCGCGACCAGGGUGGUAGGCAAUGACUUGUCUGAGUCUGCAAUCAAGUCCAUGAAGACCAACAUCGAAUACAACAAUAUCAAAACCAUCCAGCCAAAUCUGGGUGACGCGAGAGCCUACAUGUAUGAGAAUGUAGGCAAAUUCGACGUGAUUGAUUUGGACCCCUAUGGCACAGCGUCCCCUUUCAUCGAUGCUGCUAUCCAAGCAGCUAGAGAUGGUGGUCUUCUUUGUGUCACUUGCACCGAUGCAGGUGUCUGGGCUUCCACUGGUUACUCCGAGAAGGCAUUCUCGCUGUACGGUGGCAUCCCCCUCAAGGGCUUCCACUCCCAUGAAAGUGGACUGAGGUUGAUUCUGAACUCCCUUGUUAUGUCUGCGUCUAGAUAUGGAAUCGCGAUUGAGCCAUUGCUGUCUCUUUCGAUCGAUUUCUACGCGCGUGUCUUUGUUCGAGUUCACAAGUCUCCUGCUCAGGUGAAGUUCAAUGCCGGUAACACAAUGGUUGUCUACAGCUGUGACGCUGGAUGUGGUGCCUGGACUACUCAAUACAUUGGCCGCACCACAACCAGAACGAACAAGAAAGGAAACCCCAUGCACCACCACGGUAUUACCAAGGGGCCUACUUCGGCUCCCCGAUGUGAGCACUGCGGCACCAAGACCCAUAUUGCAGGUCCCAUGUGGGGUGGCCCGCUGCACAACCCUCAAUUCAUCCAGAAGAUCUUGGCCUUACUCCCCGGUGCCGAUCCUGAAACUUAUGGAACUUGCGCUCGUCUCGAGGGCAUGUUGACUACCGCCCUCGAAGAAGACCUGGAUUUGACAGCAGCAUCCGACGCAAACAAGCCAGAACAGUCAUCCGAAACGGCAGAGAGCACAAAGACUCAAGAAAACGCUGAAUACCCUGCCAUCAUCCCCCGAAUGGAUGUCUCUUUGAGAGAAAAACACCCCUUCUACUUCUCCCUCAGCGCACUAGCAAAGGUCCUGCAUUCCACCACCGUCCCAAUCGACGACUUCCGCGGUGCCCUCAGCAAUCUCGGAUACCGUUCCACUCGCUCCCACACCAAACCAAACACCGUCCGCUCCGAUGCCCCCUGGGAGGUCAUCUGGGAGGUCAUGCGCGAAUGGGUUCGCCAGAAAUCGCCUAUCAAGGAAUCUGCCCUGGCCCCCGGAAGCGCUGCUGCCGUCAUCAUGUCGAAGAGCCGCGAAAACAUCCGCAAGCUCGACGAUAAAGACCCAUCGCUAUCCCUCUUGAAGCAAGAUCUGCUCUCUGCUGUCGAGUCAGGAGGCGAUGUCAGUGACUUGGUUACCAAGGUCGAGGCGGCUCUCUACCGAUCUAAAUCACGAGCUCCGCAGCCCACAGUCUCUGAACCACAACCCGAAUCCGCCGCCCCCAAAUCCCCGGCUGAGAACCCUGCACAGAAAUCACAGCCGGCUCACCCGAGUACCCUUGAAGUAGUCUUUGAUGCCAGGCUCGGCCGUGCCGUCUCUGCGGCUCAUAGCAAAAAGCGUCUCGUGCGAUACCAGAUGAACCCUCGUGCCAACUGGGGUCCUCUGAACCGUGCUAGUCGAUCUUGA
This is a messenger RNA of Penicillium brevicompactum, 2079 nucleotides long. RefSeq names its product tRNA (guanine26-N2)-dimethyltransferase. The transcript has a single exon. Gene Ontology annotation, biological process: tRNA N2-guanine methylation. Gene Ontology annotation, cellular component: nucleus. Bases 1 to 2079 code for a protein of 692 amino acids. NCBI's taxonomy places the organism in Eukaryota, Fungi, Ascomycota, Eurotiomycetes, Eurotiales, Aspergillaceae. The record is from RefSeq and is a predicted model, not a curated record. Gene Ontology annotation, molecular function: RNA binding.